CCGCCAGACGCGUAUCGUUCAGUAUCUAUUGAAUCGGACAAUGAUGCCUCGACAAGGACUGAUCUGCCACAUGGUAGCAAGUCGCCUCCCCCACCAGGCCAUAGUGUUGCACAUAUCAUGCUGGGCGGGUUGAAGGACGAAAGUACUAGAUCGUUGCUUCGGUCCAACGUAUUCUGCCACCUCAAGAAUGUGGGAUCCCGCAUUUUUGAAAAUAAGAGAUGUACCCAGGCUGUGCAAGCUGCAAUGACGGAGAUUGCAAAAUUGAAAGACACAAGAGUCACCCGGAUGCAGACUUUCUCUGCAAUUCCAAAGGAAUCUGCCCGUUAUUGGAUAAAUAAGUAUUACGACACCUAUCAAUUUGAGGGGUUUCGAAUUCCAUUUGAGAAGGGUUUUAUGCUUUCGCUUCCUGAUCUCUUGGACAACCCUCACGUUCAGCUCGACUCUACGCUCAAACUCAUAUAUUACAACGUCCUCUUCCAGGGGCUCCUCCUGGAUUCAAAACCGUAUCCUAACAGAGGCGGUAUCGUACAUUUCCUGUGUCAAACAUGCAUGGAGUUGACGGAGAGCUGGUUAAGCCAGAUCAAAGAUACCCCCGCAGACUUGUUUGCAGCUUUCUUCAUGAUGUCCAUGGCCCUUGAAAGUUGUAAUAGUGAACUGUCCUGGAAAGUCCUUGGACAUGCCUGCAGAAUCGCCAGGGCUCUGGGGUAUUUCUCCGUCGAUGCGGAUCACCCAAUACACAAUAACCAGGAUUCUCUACUUGACGGGUCGUCGAAACCGGAAAAUGAGAUAGAGAAGAACCGAAAACGUUUCGAGUUCUGGCAUUUGCUACGCACAGACUGUCUCUUUCGCCUGUCCUUCGGCAAGCCAGCAGUAAUUGCCGAAGGGUCCUGGGCAGUAAAUUUUCCAGAUCCCAGCAUAAAUGGCGUGGACGACGCAUCCACACGUUUUAUUCAAAUUCACUUCCUCGCAUCGAUGCGCCUUACCUUGGUCUUGUUGAGGUACCUGGAUCUGGUCAACAUGGAGCCCGAGCCGCCUACUCCGCAGUACGAUGAAGCCAUGGAUAGUCUUAUUGCAGAGGUGCAGAUGAUUAUGUCUGACUGGAGUCCGGAGGAGCUCCUCAAUACGACGACUACUCGCAUCGACACGUGGUUUUGCGUAGACAUUCUAUUCAGCAGCUACAAGAUGCUCAUCGUGUUCUACCAAUCCAAGAAAUGUAACCAAAGCAGUGAGUUUCUUCCGUACCACACUGUGGAUAUUGCGAGGAAGAGCCUCCAAAUGUCCCGGUCAAUUAUGAUCUCCACUCCACACCCGUACUGGGGUAUCAGUCUCAUUCUGCUCCAUCAAUUCAUUCCGUUGUUUAUUCUUAGCAUGGACAUGAUCGGAUUUCCUGAACGUCACGAUCCCGAAACAGAUCUCGCCUUAGUGACUUGGUUUAACCAGUUUGUCGAAACGGCAUCCCAAGAACGAACGGAGCUGAAACCAUUGAGUAUCAUACUAAAGUCAAUGGCAUUAGCCUCCGGAAUGUCAACAUAG
This is a messenger RNA of Aspergillus sclerotioniger CBS 115572, 1533 nucleotides long. RefSeq names its product transcription factor domain-containing protein. The annotation marks the transcript as partial. Lineage: Eukaryota; Fungi; Ascomycota; Eurotiomycetes; Eurotiales; Aspergillaceae. Gene Ontology annotation, biological process: DNA-templated transcription. Gene Ontology annotation, molecular function: zinc ion binding; DNA binding. The transcript has 5 exons. The record is from RefSeq and is a predicted model, not a curated record.